CGGGCGGAACUCUGCGUGCGGAAUCUUUCUUCCUACGGGUAGGAGCUAUUUGUGUGUUGCACAGCUGAAUGUUUGGUAACCGUCUGUUUACUACAGAGCUGCUCUUACCAGGCGGGCUCCUUUGGUGCGAUGCCGCUGCCUCUUCUGCUGCGUCUGUCCCUCUCGCCUCCGUUGUCGGGGUGCGUCCGGGCGCAUCGCUACUGCUCUCAGUGGAUCCUGCGCUCCCAGGCUGAACACCUCCUGCGGCGGCGCCCUUCGUCCCGCCUAGCGACGCGGGGCCACAGCAGGAAGUCCAGGAGUCAGGAGGAGGAGUGGAGGACCAGGAACAAGACAGUGCUGACGUACAUCGCUGCUGCCGGCGUGGGAAUGAUUGGACUGUCCUACGCCUCCGUACCCCUGUACCGCCUCUACUGCCAGGCGACGGGGCUGGGUGGCACGGCGGUGGCCGGGCACGACACGGAUCAGGUGGAGACGAUGACGCCGGUGAAGGAGCGCGUCAUCAAGGUCACCUUCAACGCCGACACGCACGCCAGCAUCCAGUGGAACUUCAGACCUCAGCAGACGGAGAUCUACGUGGUGCCUGGCGAGACGGCGCUGGCCUUCUACAGAGCCAAGAACCCCACGGAUAAGCCGAUCAUCGGCAUCUCCACCUACAACGUGGUGCCCUUUGACGCCGGGCAGUACUUCAACAAGAUCCAGUGUUUCUGCUUCGAGGAGCAGCGUCUCAAUCCGCACGAGGAGGUUGACAUGCCUGUCUUUUUCUACAUUGACCCGGAGUUCGACGACGACCCGCGGAUGGCUCGGGUGGACACCAUCACGCUGUCCUACACCUUCUUCGAGGCCAAGGAGGGUCAGCAGCUGCCUCUGCCCGGAUACAGCUACAACUGAACCAGAGGCAGAGAGAGAGAGAGCCAGAUGGAGACCCAAAACAGACUCUUCAUCAUGACGCUGCUCGUUCUCUGAGCAGAUAAUCCUAAACUCUUCUCUGGUUUCUGACUACGUUCCACAAUAUUCCAAAAUGGGUUUAUCAUCAAGCAAAAAAAAAAAAAAAAACACAACGUCCAUUUAAGCAAUUCAGGUUUUGUGUGAAAGUUUUUUUAUUUUCUUCAUUUUGUGUGGACAGAAACUUUAAGCUCUAAACUGCAUGUUAAGAUCCAGCGUUUGCAGGAGAAGAGUGAUGGGUUACAGCUUCCCUCAUCUGGUCCCUUUUCUGCCUUAAAGUGACAAAGAGAAGGAGAAAAACCAGAACGCAUGGUAAAAUUCUUACUCAAGCCGUUCCUGGUGCUGCUGAAAGUCUUGAAGCUCAAAGCUGCGAAGGUUUGACCCCUGAGAGAACAGCUGGAGCUCCACUGGAUUAUUUAUUCUCAGUUACCUGUCUGAAAGGAGAUCACUAAAUCCAGAUCAGCACUUUCCUCCCAAAACGUGCAUUACUGUGUUUUCUUUGGUAAUGAAAUAAAACAAUUCAAAGUGUG
Messenger RNA from Fundulus heteroclitus (mummichog), 1472 nucleotides. RefSeq names its product cytochrome c oxidase assembly protein COX11, mitochondrial (gene cox11). The coding region runs from base 130 to 888 and encodes 252 amino acids. NCBI's taxonomy places the organism in Eukaryota, Metazoa, Chordata, Actinopteri, Cyprinodontiformes, Fundulidae. Gene Ontology annotation, molecular function: copper ion binding. Gene Ontology annotation, cellular component: mitochondrial inner membrane. The record is from RefSeq and is a predicted model, not a curated record. The transcript is spliced from 5 exons.